This is a messenger RNA of Haliotis rufescens (red abalone), 570 nucleotides long. Its product is annotated as LIM domain-binding protein 3-like. Bases 1 to 570 code for a protein of 189 amino acids. The transcript is spliced from 2 exons. NCBI's taxonomy places the organism in Eukaryota, Metazoa, Mollusca, Gastropoda, Lepetellida, Haliotidae. The record is from RefSeq and is a predicted model, not a curated record.
AUGUACUACUCUGCUACAGUCUACAUGUACACCCCUGUUACAGUCUACAUGUACUCCCCUGCUACAGUCUACAUGUACUCCCCUGCUACAGUCUACAUGUACUACUCUGCUACAGUCUACAUGUACUCCCCUGUUACAGUCUACAUGUACUCCCCUGCUACAGUCUACACGUACUCCCCUGCUUCAGUCUACAUGUACUCCCCUGCUACAGUCUACAUGUACUCACCUGCUAGUCUACAUUGUACACGUAAACCCCUGCUACCCCUGCUAGUCUACAUGAACUCCCCUGCUACAGCCUACAUGUUCUCCCCUGCUACAGUCUACACGUACUCCCCUGCUUCAGUCUACAUGAACUCCCCUGCUACAGCCUACAUGUUCUCCCCUGCUACAGUCUACACGUACUCCCCUGCUUCAGUCUACAUGUGCUCCCCUGCUACAGUCUACAUGUACUCCCCUGCUACAGUCUACAUGUACUCUCCUGCUACAGUCUACAUGUGCUCCCCUGCUACAGUCUACAUGUACUCCCUUGCUACAGUCUACAUGUGCUCUCCUGCUACAGUCUACAUGUAA